AUGGAGAAAUUCCUUCAUCUUCUUUGUCUUCCAUUUAUUUUGUCUUCCCUUGAGUCGACUCAAGCUCAGUUGCUGGCUGCUGCUAAAGGAGUGCAGGCCUUGUAUGUAUUUGGGGACUCCAUUGUUGACAGUGGCAACAGUUUAAAUACCUUAGUGAAUGCAACCUAUUUGCCCUACGGAUGUGAUUUCCCUUCCCCUGCCUCAGGCAGAUUCACAAAUGGCAAAACAAUAGCCGAUAUUCUGAGUUUGUGUCUCAAUGUAUCAGUACUCUCAAUUCCAUUAUGGGCUUCUGAAAAAGACAAGAGAGGUACAACCAUAGCCGGUUUCAACUAUGCUUCUGCUACCGCCGGUCUUCUUCCUGAGACUGGACGCACAUUUGGGGCAAACGUCGUGGGCAUGAAAGAACAGAUUGAUUUGUUUAAUGAGACGGUUGAAAACUACUUGCCACGGCAAAUCAAUAAUGCAGAGGUGCUCUCCAAAUACUUGUCGAAAUCUAUUUUUGUAAUUUCCAUCGGCAGCAAUGACUAUUUGUACAAUUAUCUUCAGCCACAAUAUUACACUACUAGUAGACAGUAUGACAUGGACGAAUUUGGCGACCUUCUCAUGUUGGAAUUGGAAAAACACUUGAAGGCUUUAUACAGUUUAGGUGCUAGGAAGAUGGUGUUUUUUGAACUUGGCCCCAUUGGUUGUUAUCCAUUAGUUGUGAAGAGGGGAGAACAAAAUGGAAAAUGUCUACAACAAUUAAAUACCAUGCUGGCCGUCUUCAAUGCCAAGCUAUAUUAUAUGCUCACCGAUAUUGCAUCUUCCCUUGAGGGGACAACAUUCAUUGUCGCACAAACUUUCAAGCUUAUUUACGACAUGGUGGAAAAUCCUUCUAAAUAUGGGCUAAAUGAUACAACAAAUUCAUGUUGUGCUGUUGAACAGAAGGGAGGGAGACUAUUGUGUGUUCCAGAGACAAAUCCAUGUGACGAGAGGAAGUCGACUCUGUUUUGGGAUAAAUUUCAUCUGACAGAGGCCGCAUACAACAUUGUUGCGUACAAAUGUUUGAAUGAGUCGAGUGUUUGCACGUCAUUGGAGACCUUUGAACCUGAGAAAGCUGUAUCAGGACAACCUGGCCGGUUGUCAAAACCAAUCUUUAGUGUUUUUAAUACACUGGUGUUGGCAAUUAUGAUCUCAGUUUCUUAUUUUGUAGCAAAUUUUUGUUCAUAG
Molecule: messenger RNA, 1209 nt
Organism: Corylus avellana
Lineage: Eukaryota; Viridiplantae; Streptophyta; Magnoliopsida; Fagales; Betulaceae
Source: RefSeq, a predicted model, not a curated record